Lodderomyces orthopsilosis Co 90-125 is the source of this 573-nucleotide messenger RNA. RefSeq lists its product as uncharacterized. The record is from RefSeq and is a predicted model, not a curated record. Lineage: Eukaryota; Fungi; Ascomycota; Pichiomycetes; Serinales; Debaryomycetaceae. Bases 1 to 573 code for a protein of 190 amino acids. The transcript has a single exon.
AUGUUCAUUUUGACCGUAAUAUUUGUCUUAGGCGCCAACGAGCUUCACUACAAAGGGGAUCGUCUUGGUGUUAAAAGAGAUCAGUACAUACCAAGAGUCACCAAAACCAAAAGAAUUGCCAAAAAAACAACUAUUACUACCAAUAGUAGAUCUGGUAAUGGUAAUGCAGAAGUUUCACAGGGGUCAACCGUGCCAAGAGAGGGGCCUAAUGAUGAAUUUGAAUUAAUGAAGUCAGAUGCUGCUAAUGUUGCGAACCCACAAGGUAAUGCCGAAAAAGAUGAAAAUUUUCAAGUACGUGAGGAUGCUGACAUACGUGAACCAAGGUCAGGUGCUACUGCGCCUGGAAUUAUUGCUUUUCCACCAACCAAUGAUACUAUAAUCACAACAGAACAUGAGGAAAUUGGUGAAGAUGUUAUUGCCAAUGAAGAUGUAAGGAAGUAUGGUUGGUUAGCUGGCAACUUCUUUUUCUCUCUUCAUGUUUUGAGAAAAGUGAUACCUUUGGCAUUCAUAAUCGUUUGUAUUACUUUUGCGGUAAGUUUCACAGUUAUAUUUAACUACCAAAUUUUUGGAUAA